This is a messenger RNA of Haliotis rubra (blacklip abalone), 1517 nucleotides long. Its product is annotated as platelet endothelial aggregation receptor 1-like. The record is from RefSeq and is a predicted model, not a curated record. Gene Ontology annotation, molecular function: scavenger receptor activity. Bases 105 to 1382 code for a protein of 425 amino acids. The transcript has 4 exons. NCBI's taxonomy places the organism in Eukaryota, Metazoa, Mollusca, Gastropoda, Lepetellida, Haliotidae.
GUGGUUUUUUGCCGAAAAGAGGGGGCACUAGAAUGAACGCCACGCAACUUGAGCCUUAACGUGUUUAUCAACAACUCCCUCAAAAUACAUAGAAGCUCUUCACGAUGUGGAAAAAUAUUUCACUGGUGGCGCUGUUUAUUGCUUUCAUGGUGCUACUGGUCUUUUACGUGAUGUCAACUGUCAACUGUGGAGACAAUUGUCUUCGAUGUGAUCACUUUGCCUGCAGUAAGUGUGUGUACGGAUGGUACGGUACUGACUGCACGAAGAAAUGUCAAGGAUGUGAAGAUACGUGUGACAAACAAACAGGUAGAUGUAAACAGUGUCAGCCUGCACACUUCUCUGAUGGAUGUAAUAAGCCUUGUCCAAUGAACUGUCGUGUAAGUUUUGACGGGUUCAGGCACUGUGACCGGGACUCGGGGAGGUGCCAAGACGGGUGUGUCCCUGGUCGGUGGGGUCAUCAGUGUCAGAAACCCUGCUCCGGCAACUGUGAUCAAUCUGCAUGUCACCAGGAUGGAGGAACAUGUCUUCUUGUCUGCACCGAUGGAUGGUAUGGGCAGUUGUGUGAUGAAAGAUGUACACACAACUGCCGUGCAGGUUUUGAUGGCCAUCGACACUGUGACCGUGACUCGGGAAGAUGCCAAGAUGGGUGUAUCCCUGGUCGGUGGGGACAUCAGUGUCAGAAACUCUGCACCGGCAACUGUGAUCAAUCUGCAUGUCACCAGGAUGGAGGAACAUGUCUUCUUGGCUGCACCGAUGGAUGGUAUGGGCAGUUGUGUGAUAAAGAUGUACACACAACUGCCGUGCAGGUUUUGAUGGCCAUCGACACUGUGACCGUGACUCGGGAAGAUGCCAAGAUGGGUGUAUCCCUGGUCGGUGGGGACAUCAGUGUCAGAAACUCUGCACCGGCAACUGUGAUCAAUCUGCAUGUAACCAGGAUGGAGGAACAUGUCUUCUUGGCUGCACCGAUGGAUGGUAUGGGCAGUUGUGUGAUAAAAGAUGUACACACAACUGCCGUGCAGGUUUUGAUGGCCAUCGACACUGUGACCGUGACUCGGGAAGAUGCCAAGAUGGGUGUAUCCCUGGUCGGUGGGGACAUCAGUGUCAGAAACUCUGCACCGGCAACUGUGAUCAAUCUGCAUGUCACCAGGAUGGAGGAACGUGUCUUCUUGGCUGCACUGAUGGAUGGUUCGGGCGAUUGUGUGAUAAACCAUGUCCAGAAAACUGUCUGUGGAACAGAUGCAACCUUGUCCAGGGAUACUGUGGUCAAUGCAAGCCAGGGUUCACUGGGCCGAAGUGUGACAAACGGUGUAGGAAUUGCAUGGACAAUACAUGCACAUACAACGAUCUGCUCUCCUCUGUUACUUGUACCAGGGGAUGUGUGAGAGGAUGGUCGGAUGAGGACUGCCUGUCCCCAUGCAGCAACAGAUGUCUGGACGUUGAAUGCGACAUAAAUGGUACCUGUAAGAAGUGUCCAGAUGGUUAUUACGGUGACAAAUGUACUGUGCCAUGUGCAUCGU